AUGCGUCGUGCAUCUUUGUUUCAGGGCCGGUGUAAUCGAGAGAAGCCACCUUGCAAGUAUUUCCAUCCCCCGCAGCAUCUGAAGGACCAACUCUUGAUAAACGGGCGCAACCACUUAGCGCUGAAAAACGCGCUGAUGCAGCAGAUUCAGCAGGGCCUCACGCCGGGUCAGCCUCUCGUGCCCGGGCAGGUACCCGCAGUGGAGGCACCGGCACCUCCGGCACCACACCAUCACCUUCAACAGCAAAUCCAGCAGCAACUUCUCGCUACCCACGCCUUUAUGGCGACGAAUCCGUACCUGACCGGUAUGCCGCAGGUUGGCAAUACGUACAGCCCGUAUUUCGCGCCCAGCCCGAUAAUGCCGGCGAUAAUGGGUCCGGCGGACCCGACGGGCGUCGGCAGUCCGCUCGGCGUGGUGCCGCAGACGGUGGCGAUGCCGCAGAAGAUGCCGCGUACCGACCGCCUCGAGACGGCGACGAUGCCGACGAACGUGACGGGAAUGGGUGCGUUGGCUGGCGGAGUAUCAGGAGUGCCAGCGACUGCGAUGCCCGGAGGACUUCAGAGCGCCGGUAUGGCGAGCAUCGAGCUCGGCAAGAAGCGGAUGCGCGACUCCAAUGAUGAUCUGCUAAUGAUGGACAUGAAGUCUGUCGGGUCGUUCUACUACGAGAACUUUGCCUUCCCAGGAAUGGUUCCGUAUAAACGACCGGCGGCCGACAAGUCCGGCGUGCCGGUCUAUCAGCCUACCGGUGCGACGACCUAUCAGCAGUUAAUGCAGCUGCAGCAGCCCUUCGUGCCUGUGUCAUGUGAGUACACUGGAACACCACCCCUACCCACCCAAACCUCUAACCAAUCGGUCGUGCAACCCCCGAACGUGCAAAGCAACCAUCACGCGAUGGUGGUGCAAUCCUCCUCCCAGGGAGCCGCUGGCGCCACAGUCAAUAACUGCGCCGACGCCAACAAUGGCGUGCUGAUGGAUCCCUGCAACAAUCCGCCGCCGCCACCUCCGAACGCUGACAAUAACAGUAACAAUAGUAACGGCAAUAACAAGCAGCCGAUUACAACGCAGAAUCACGAUAUUGAAAAUGCGCGCAACUCCCCCGAAUUGAAUCACUCGAGUCCAUCGUCGCUGCAGCAGCAGCAGCAGCAACAACAACAACAGCAGCAGCAACAGCAGCAGCAGCAGCAACAGCAGCAGCAGCAGCAGCAGGUGCAACAACACCAACAACAGCAACAGCUCAAUCAGCUGGCGUUGCCACCGGCGAUGAGUCCGUUGACCUCGAUGGCCGGCCUGACCUCGAUGCCAGGCGUGAUGAACAUGGCCUCGAUGGCCUCCAUGGUCUCCAUGGCGACCAUGUCACCGAUAACGAACAUGACCUCCAAUUAUAACGCUGCCUCCAAUAUGGCGAGUCUAAAUGUGCUCAAUAGCCUUGGAAUGGCAUCCGGCUUACCGGGCUCUCUCGAUCCAGCGACUCUGGCGAAAGAGGUCGCCCAGAAAAACUACGCUAAGGCCAUCAAGCUCUCGCAGGCCUCCCAGUCUUACGGCAUUGGCCAGCUCGCCGCGCUCAAUUACACCGGCGUAGCUUUGAACAAGCAAAACCUCAUGAAUCCCGCCGCGGCGGCGGCCGCUGGGAAUCCCGCGAUGGCGGCAGCCAGUCUGCAAGCCACCGCGGCGACUCCCAGACCCGUCAUCCCCGGUCUGGCCGGUAUCCCAGGCGCCUUGACCUCACCGCUGUCCGCGGGUAUUCUGGCGUACUCGAGACCGCCGCCCACAGCGACCCCCAUAAAUCCAUACUCCUUGAUCAGACAGCAGAUCUUGCCGAAUCCGUACGUCCAGGCGUCGAUACCAGGCAUGCCCGGUGCUGCGGCCAUGCAGACCGCGCCCUACGUUCAGAAUCCCUAUGCCGUUCUACCUGGAGUGGCCGGUGUACCCGGGGUAGCGGCCGGCGUCGCGGCCGCGGCUGCGGCCGCGGGUGUACCGACCGUGCCGCAGAUACCGCAGAUAGGCAAUCCGGCGACGAUAGCGGCGCAGCCGCAGGUAGCGAUCCCCGUGAGCUCCGGGGUGAUCAUGCAACCGUACAAGAAGAUGAAGACGUCGUAAAGACGUCUCCCUGCCUACCGGCUCGUCGGGGGAAGACUCGUCUCUUCUCACGAGAGAGUGCCGUUCCUUUCCUCGGGCACCUUCCGUUCUCUCCCUCGCGGGAACGAACCAACGAUUACGCUAAGCGACAGUCGCUAGUCGGAUAAUAAUCGCCGUCGUCGCGGCGAUCGCGGAUAUAUUGGCGUAUUUUAGAUAAUUCUAGAGUAUCUUUACGAUUAGCGCUCAAUUUAGCGCCGAGACGAAUGAUGGAUCGUAACAGUUGCUGUAUUACGAAUAGAACUUCGCGAUUAUAUUUUCGUAGUCUCGUAGUUUCAGUCUCAGAGAUAACGAUAACGAUAACAGAUGGCUAUUCGCGUUUAGAGGUGAUAGCGUUUACGGAAGCGAAAGGUUCUCUUUAAGAUUAAUUAAUAAAAUACACCAAAUCUAUACGAUUGAAACAAAUGAAUAUUUGGUACAUUAGUUUAUAUAAUCCAGUGGAAAUUAGUUCUAGAAUAUGUUAUACCUUUUGAAAUAAAUUACAUAUUGGAGUCAACUGGAAUUGAACUCCUUUAUUCAUACGUUGUUGAUUUGAUUUUCUAUAUUUUGCUAAUAAAGAUUAGAGAAAAGAAGGGGCGAAAAA
Molecule: messenger RNA, 2716 nt
Organism: Pogonomyrmex barbatus (red harvester ant)
Lineage: Eukaryota; Metazoa; Arthropoda; Insecta; Hymenoptera; Formicidae
Biological process (GO): regulation of RNA splicing
Cellular component (GO): nucleoplasm; cytoplasm
Molecular function (GO): metal ion binding; RNA binding
Source: RefSeq, a predicted model, not a curated record